Messenger RNA from Onychostoma macrolepis, 752 nucleotides. It is a transcript of the gene rbp7b, whose product is annotated as retinol binding protein 7b, cellular. Gene Ontology annotation, biological process: fatty acid transport. Gene Ontology annotation, molecular function: fatty acid binding. Gene Ontology annotation, cellular component: cytosol; nucleus. The record is from RefSeq and is a predicted model, not a curated record. The coding region runs from base 67 to 474 and encodes 135 amino acids. NCBI's taxonomy places the organism in Eukaryota, Metazoa, Chordata, Actinopteri, Cypriniformes, Cyprinidae. The transcript is spliced from 4 exons.
AUGAACCUUUAAAUUCCAGCUUCUAGGUUCAAACGCUUCAGAAGCGCUUCAGGAUCAACAUCAAGAAUGCCUGCAAACUACAGUGGAACCUGGGACAUAGUGGACAAUCAAAACUUUGAAGGUUACAUGGUGGCUCUUGGAAUUGAUUUCGCCACCCGAAAGGUGGCGAGGAUGCUAAAGCCACAGAAAGUUUUUGAGCAAGACGGAGACUCUUUCAUCAUUAAAACUUUUACAACUUUCCGAAACUACUCCAGUUCAUUCAAAAUCGGUGAAGAAUUUGAGGAAAUCACCAAAGGACUGGACAACAGAAAAUGCCAGACAACAAUCAACUGGGACAACGACAAACUUGUGUGUGUGCAGAAAGGAGAAAAGAAGAACAGAGGAUGGACACACUGGAUGGAGGGAGACACUCUUUACCUUGAACUUAGAUGUGAAGACCAGAUCUGCAAGCAAACCUACAAAAGAACUGCUUGAACCAUUGUGUUUUUAACUGAAAUUCUAACAUGAAGAGUAAUAACAUAAGAUUUCAGGAUUAAACAGUUCCUAAUCAAGUGAAGAUAACAUUACAAAAAGUGGGGAAAGCAUACUAAACAACUGAGAAAGCAUAGGCCUGCAAUCAAGAGGAACGCAACAGUGUCUCCAAAAUAUUUUUGUGAGGAAUCAAAUAUCUGUCACUUUUCUUAUUUGUAGCUGCAACUUUGUUUCAAUUAAAUAAAAAUUGUUUCAAUAAAAAGAUACCACCGAGAAUGGCA